Drosophila willistoni is the source of this 2528-nucleotide messenger RNA. RefSeq names its product T-box transcription factor TBX1-B (gene org-1). Gene Ontology annotation, biological process: cell fate specification; positive regulation of DNA-templated transcription; regulation of transcription by RNA polymerase II. The transcript has 8 exons. Gene Ontology annotation, molecular function: RNA polymerase II cis-regulatory region sequence-specific DNA binding; DNA-binding transcription factor activity, RNA polymerase II-specific. Gene Ontology annotation, cellular component: nucleus. The coding region runs from base 170 to 2392 and encodes 740 amino acids. The record is from RefSeq and is a predicted model, not a curated record. Lineage: Eukaryota; Metazoa; Arthropoda; Insecta; Diptera; Drosophilidae.
UGUGUGUGUGUGUGUGUGUAGAGUGUGCAAUAUUCAAAUUUGACAACUGUGCGAAUAACGUUAAAGAUCACAACAGCAAAUCAAAUGGGCCUUUGAUUUGACUACAUUAUAAAUAUAGAAAAUAUCAAUCCAUCUCAUUGAAACACUUUGAUUAUUUUGGCCAAGAGCUAUGACCCACAUGAUGAUGGGUCCCACGGAAUGUGCCAGUGCUGCAAGUGCCAUGAUGUCAGCCACAACCACAAUGCCGUCCUUUCUAACGGAUAACGUCUUAACGGAUUAUAGCUGCUAUGCAACAAACGAUUAUUGGACAACACCGUAUACAACAAGCGGCCUAAGUCCCAUGAAACAGAUUGAAGCUUGUAUACAAACUGCUGGCAAGGAUCGCACCUCAUACAAACCACUUGAACAGAUUGAUGCCAAAUUGGCUGACAUUGAGACGCAUAGUUCAUCGUCAUCGUCGGCAUCGUCGUCGCUGUCAUUGGCAGGUAGCAACAACAACAACAAUAGCAGCAACAACUCCAGUCAAGAGGCAGCUAAUUCUAUUUCCGCUAUUCACGAUUAUCCUGUCAACAACAACAACAGCACAACAACGGCAACGGCAGGAAGAACAUCAGCAGCAGCAGCAGCGGCAGCAGCAACAACAACAUCUUCAUCAGCCAGGAAAUACAAAAAUAGCCACAAAAAAGACGACAACAAUACAACAGAAAAUAAUUUGGCUAAUAACAACAACAAUAAUAAUAAUAGCAAUAAUAAUAAAGGCGAAACGGAGCCAGUGCAUCCAUCGCUAGCUCAGGCCAUUGUAGUGCUGGAAACGAAAGCUUUGUGGGAUCAAUUCCAUGCCCAGGGCACUGAGAUGAUUAUCACAAAGACGGGUCGUCGCAUGUUUCCAACCUUUCAGGUGCGAAUCGGUGGCCUCGAUCCGCAUGCCACUUACAUAUGUAUGAUGGAUUUUGUGCCCAUGGAUGAUAAGCGGUAUCGUUAUGCAUUUCACAAUUCCUGUUGGGUGGUCGCUGGCAAAGCGGAUCCCAUUUCACCGCCACGUAUUCAUGUCCAUCCGGAUUCUCCGGCCGCCGGUUCCAAUUGGAUGAAACAGAUUGUGUCCUUUGAUAAAUUGAAAUUGACCAACAAUCAGCUGGAUGAGAAUGGUCAUAUCAUAUUAAACUCCAUGCAUCGAUAUCAACCACGUUUCCAUUUGGUAUAUUUGCCACCAAAAAACGCUUCACUGGAUGAGAACGAGCAUUCGAGCCAUUUUCGUACAUUCAUAUUUCCGGAGACAAGUUUUACGGCGGUAACCGCCUAUCAGAAUCAGAGGGUGACACAAUUGAAAAUAUCAAGUAAUCCAUUUGCCAAAGGUUUUCGUGAUGAUGGGACCAAUGAUGUAACUAGUGGCAGUGGCAGCAGCUUGGGUAUGUCCAGCAUAAGUCAUGAGAGUCAGGCUAGAAUGAAGCAGCAGCAGCAACAGCAACAACAGCAACAACAACAGCAACAACAAUUGAAAACCAAAGAUAGGGCAAAUAGUUUUCAACUCAAUUGCACGGAGUUGAGUGCUGAUCAACAGCAACAACAACAACAGCAGCAGCAACAGCAACAGUCCAUGCAAUUGCCAGCCACGCCCUCAAGCAGUUCCGCCUCUGGGAAUUCACCAGAUCUAAUGGGCUAUCAAAUGGAUGGCAAUCAAGUGCAGCAACAGCAGCAACAGCAGCAGCAACAACAACAGCAAUAUAAUAAUUAUCAAAGCUAUUCGCAAACAAAUCAAUUUCAUUUACAUCAACCACAUAGCCAUCCUCUGGCUCCUCCUCCUCCACAUCAUCAUCAUGCACAUCCCCAUCCUCAUUCGCAUCAUCAUCAUCAUCAAUCGUUGACUCCACUUUCGGCCAGUUCAGGUUCACCGCCAGCAAUUGCAGUGCCAAUUGCUGUUGCCAUUCCAUCAGCCUGUUCCGCAUCCGUCUCCUCUGUCUCCGCCAACAGCAACAGCAGCAGCAGCAACGGCAGCAGCACUGCCACCACCAACAACAACAACAACACCAUCACACCUCCCACAUCGGCAACGACAUCGAAUGAUGUACAAUUGGCCAACAGCAUGUACUCGAGCAUUGGCCAACCGUAUGCCCAGGAGCAGAGUCAAUUCGGUGCCAUCUAUCAUCAUCAUGCCGCCGCCGCCGCCUAUCAUCAUGGACACACUCACUCCACGCACAGUCACAAUCAUGCCCCAUACGGCAAUCCCUACGAUAAGCUAAAGGUCACCUCUCGUCAUGCCGCCGCCGCCGCCGCCUAUGGCAUGUCCAGCUAUCAGAGUUUCUAUACUCCCAGCGCCGCUGCCGCAGCCGCCGCUGCUGCCCACCAUCAUCAGAUAAUGCGACCCAAUAGCUAUAUGGAUCUAGUGCCGCGUUGAGAAAGAAAACCCCAAAAAAAAAAAACCCAAACCAAAACCAAAGUAAAGUAAAUCAUUCAAAGUAUUACCAAAAACAAAAACCACAAUCGGACUAUAAUGCCAUGCUGAACAAAUGGUUAUAUAAGUAAACAUUUUU